Molecule: messenger RNA, 1786 nt
Organism: Vigna radiata var. radiata (mung bean)
Lineage: Eukaryota; Viridiplantae; Streptophyta; Magnoliopsida; Fabales; Fabaceae
Product: protein SUPPRESSOR OF K(+) TRANSPORT GROWTH DEFECT 1
Exons: 8
Coding region: 234-1538 (434 amino acids)
Biological process (GO): vacuole organization; endosomal transport
Molecular function (GO): ATP hydrolysis activity; ATP binding
Source: RefSeq, a predicted model, not a curated record
UGAAAAAUUACAAAACCAAACAUUGCGUUUUUCUGUACUCUUUUUCCCCUUCUGUCCUCGAAUUUCCGAUCAGUUCCGAUUCUUACAACUAGGGUUUGGAAAUCGACUACCACACUUUCCCCCUAUUCGCCCAACGCACGAUCGCGAUGCAGCUCUAGGGUUCAUCUUUUCCUCCCACUCGCGAAUCUGAAGUCUCGAUUAUCGUACAUGCCAUCGGUGGUGACCGCAAGAAGAUGUAUAGCAAUUUCAAGGAGCAGGCGAUAGAGUACGUGAAGCAGGCCGUGCAGGAAGACAAUGCUGGGAACUACGCGAAAGCGUUUCCUCUCUACAUGAACGCCUUGGAGUACUUCAAGACGCAUCUCAAGUACGAGAAGAACCCUAAGAUCAAGGAAGCCAUCACGCAGAAAUUCACCGAGUACCUGCGCCGGGCCGAAGAGAUUCGAGCCGUCCUCGACGACGGAGGUCCAGGCCCGGCUUCUAACGGGGACGCCGCCGUAGCCGCCAGGCCCAAGACCAAGCCCAAGGAUGGUGAAGGUGGCGGCGAUGGGGAGGACCCCGAGCAAGCCAAGCUCAGGGCUGGCCUCAACUCGGCCAUCGUGAGGGAGAAGCCCAACGUGAAAUGGAACGACGUCGCAGGGUUGGAGAGCGCUAAGCAGGCCUUGCAGGAGGCUGUGAUUUUGCCUGUGAAGUUCCCUCAGUUCUUUACUGGGAAAAGACGUCCCUGGAGAGCCUUUUUGUUGUAUGGACCUCCUGGAACGGGAAAAUCUUAUUUAGCGAAGGCAGUUGCAACAGAAGCUGAGUCCACAUUUUUCAGUGUUUCUUCAUCAGACCUUGUUUCAAAGUGGAUGGGUGAAAGUGAAAAGCUGGUUUCAAAUCUUUUCGAAAUGGCUCGAGAAAGUGCCCCAUCCAUCAUAUUCAUUGAUGAAAUAGAUUCCUUAUGUGGUCAGCGUGGGGAAGGCAAUGAGAGCGAAGCUUCAAGACGAAUUAAAACAGAACUUCUGGUUCAGAUGCAGGGUGUAGGGCACAAUGAUCAGAAAGUUCUUGUUCUUGCAGCAACAAAUACACCCUAUGCCUUAGACCAGGCAAUAAGGCGAAGAUUUGAUAAGCGCAUAUAUAUUCCACUACCAGAUUUGAAGGCUCGCCAACACAUGUUCAAGGUGCAUCUGGGAGAUACUCCUAAUAACUUGACUGAAAGUGAUUUUGAGUACUUGGCUAGCAGGACAGAGGGGUUUUCUGGUUCAGAUAUCUCUGUUUGUGUAAAAGAUGUGUUAUUUGAACCUGUUCGCAAAACCCAAGAUGCAAUGUUCUUCUUUAAAAAUCCCGAGGGUAUGUGGAUCCCGUGUGGACCAAAGCAACAGGGUUCUGUACAAACCACAAUGCAGGAUCUUGCUACAAAAGGACUUGCUUCUAAGAUCCUUCCACCCCCUAUUACGAGGACAGAUUUUGAGAAGGUACUCGCGAGACAAAGGCCUACAGUAAGCAAAUCCGACCUUGAUGUUCACGAGAGAUUCACGAAGGAGUUUGGAGAGGAAGGUUAAUACUGAUGGAAUUUCACUUCGAAGGGUCCACACUGGUUUCAAAUAUAUUGUUAUAAUCUGUAAUUUAUUUAGCUGUUGGAUCAAAUGAAAUGCAUCUUUUUUAUUUUGUUCUGGGGGAUGCAAAGGCCCCUUUUGUAUUUUGUACCGAGGUGGAUUUAUAAAGGUCGAUCGAUACUCAUUUUACUUCUAAAUUGUGUAUAACAGAAUCUGAAAUGAUUUGAAAAAAUAACUUGUGUGAUUCUGGUUCU